CGGCUGACGUCGCCUCCCAGAUGGCCUCCAGGCUGACCCCGCUGACCCUGCUGCUGCUGCUGCUGCUGGCUGGGGACAGAGUCUCCUCAAAUCUGAAUGGUACCAGCCACAGCUCCGCGGAUCCAGAGGGCCUGCCAGAGGAAGGCGAAACAAACAUCUCAGAGAAAGAGAUCCUCAAGAAUCAAUCCAGCCAACCCACCGUGGCCACUUCCACCAUGCCAACAAGCAAUUCAACCACCCUAAGAGCCAAUAGCACUUUACAGCCCGCCUCCGAGCCCUGCAUCCAGUCAACCACUCAACCUAUCUACCCGACUACCCAGCCCACUACCCAGCCCACUACCCAGCCCACUACCCAGCCCACUACCCAGCCCACUACCCAGCCCCCUACCGGGCCCGUCUGCCCGGAGCCUGACACUCACUGUCCUGACUUGGAGAAUCCUUCAGCGGAGACCAUGCUGGGGGAGGCUUUGAUGGAUUUCUCCGUGAGGCUCUACCACGCCUUCUCAUCAGUGAAGAAGGCACAGAGCAACAUGGUCUUCUCACCUUUCAGCAUCGCGAGCCUGCUCACUCAGGUCCUGCUUGGGGCUGGGAACAGCACCAAGGAAAACCUGGAGACCCUUCUCGCCUACCCCAAGGACUUUGCCUGCGUCCACCAGGCACUGAAGGCCUUCACAUCCAAAGGCUUCACUUCAGUCUCUCAGAUCUUCCACAGCCCAGACCUGGCCAUAAGGGACGCCUUUGUGAACGCCUCUCAGAACCUGUAUGAAAGCCCCAGACUCCUGGGAAAUGACAGUGAUGUCAACGUGGAGCUCAUCAACUCCUGGGUGGCGGAAAACACCAACCACAAGAUCACCCAGCUGCUAGACAGCCUGCCCUCUGACACCCGCCUUGUCCUUCUCAACGCUAUCUACCUAAGUGCCAAGUGGAAGACGACAUUUGAUCGCACAAAAACCAGGAAGGAGCCCUUUCAUUUGAAAUCCUCUGUGAUAAAAGUGCCCAUGAUGACCAGCAAGAAGUACCCCGUGGCGCAUUUCACUGACUCGAUGUUGAAGGCCAAGGUGGGGCAACUGCAGCUCUCCCACAACCUGAGUAUGGUGAUCCUGGUACCCCAGAACUUGAAACACAGUCUCGAAGACAUCGAGCACGCUCUCAGCCCCUCUGUCUUCAAGGCCGUCAUGAAGAAGCUGGAGAUGGCCAAGUUCCAGCCCACUCUCCUGAUGAUGCCCCGAUUUAAACUCAAGAGCAACCAGAACAUGCUGGCCGUCAUGGAGCAACUGGAAUUCUAUGACUUUUCUUACGACCUCAACCUGUGUGGGCUGACAGAGGACGCGGACCUCCAGGUCUCUGCGAUGCAGCACCAGACGAUGCUGGAGCUGACGGAAAGCGGGGUGGAGGUGGCUGCAGCCUCGGCUAUCUCGGUGGCCCGCACUCUGCUGAUCUUUGAAGUGCAGCAGCCCUUCCUCUUCCUGCUCUGGGACCAGCAGCACAGGUUCCCCAUCUUCAUGGGCCGGGUGUAUGACCCCAGGGCCUGAGACCUGCAGGGCCGGGGUAACACAAGCCCUACCCCUCAAGCCUCUGCUCGCCCAGUUGCAGCCCUCCCUGCUGCUAGGUGCCUGGACCUGCCCCAGCCACCUGCCGCCUCUGGUGUCCUCCACCUGAAGGGUGCCCUUGGGGUCUGGUAUCCCUUCCCUGUCACUCUCCAAACCACUUUUUGCAGCUUGCUUUGGUUCAAGUUCGUUAGAUUCUACAAAUAAAACCUGGCAGAUCUCGA
Messenger RNA from Miniopterus natalensis, 1771 nucleotides. It is a transcript of the gene SERPING1, whose product is annotated as serpin family G member 1. NCBI's taxonomy places the organism in Eukaryota, Metazoa, Chordata, Mammalia, Chiroptera, Miniopteridae. The record is from RefSeq and is a predicted model, not a curated record. Gene Ontology annotation, biological process: negative regulation of endopeptidase activity. Gene Ontology annotation, molecular function: serine-type endopeptidase inhibitor activity.